AUGGGCAUCGUUAGCAGCAAGCCCGAUGAUGGGUCCACGCUCUAUCUUAGAGACCAGAAUCGACGUGCGGUCUCCCACCCAUCCCCUCGUCCCGGUCGCCUGUUCAUGCAUGCAGUCUCGUGGAUUUCGCUCCAGCUAACCGUUCAACACACAGUAUCCAUAUCCUCCCUCGUCAUCUCGAACCCACGAAGGCGUUCGUCAAUAAACAUCGUUCCCAACUCUUUUCCUGCCACUAGAGUAUCGGCUUCGCGCCCACUAGGCGACGGCAGCCCCAUAGAAUUUGUCCAGGACACUGAAGUCGCUUCGAGCCCCGGUGGCAUCCCGAGUUUCAUACUAAAGCUCACCCACGACGACGAGCUAGUCUUUACCUUCACCUUUGUCAUUCGCCAAGGACAGCAAUUCGUCACCAAUGGCACCACUGACACCGUCGCCACGGUCGAUACCCAAAUCAGUGGUUUGACCUACGUCUACGCCUCGACACAGCGCGAGGUAGAGAAUCUCGUCACACGCGAGUUCCAUGCGGACCCAAACCUACACAAGAACUCCAACGUCGAGUUAGUAGGCGACUUUGGGACGGGAGGCACUCCCUCCGUAUCCUUCGAAUGGACUUGGAAAUGGAAGCCGCCAAAGAACAUGGAGGAUAGGGGCGGUGGAUGGCGGAACUCUUGCAGCUUCGUCGAGUACGACCCCCGCAAUCACUGUUUGCAUACCUUGGCCAGUUUCUCCUACUGGGUCUCGAACCCGGCUUUGCCUCUUAGCCACCCCAACUCGCCGUCUCCCCCCUUCCUCUUGACCGCACCCCCCAAAAUCCGAGUGCCCUCUUCUCAAUCCGUCGAUUCUCGAAUCAGCAAUGCUGAGUUAGACGAGCCCUUGUCGCCCUUACCAGGCAACUUCUCCUCUAGCACCAUACUUCCUGUGCCACAAACACCGCAAGAACCGAUCAAAGUGGAUGUCGCGUGCCCCAAACCAACAGAUGAUGUCCUUGUGCCAGACGAUGGCCCGGUCUUCCGAGCAACGAUCAAGGCAUUGGAACAAAAAACGGGCAACAUGCGAACACAGAUGAAGCGCGUGCUCAAGAUGGCUAAGCAAGCUCACGAAGCUCAGGUGGAAGCCAACAAAAACUUCUCCGAAUUCAUCGAUACCCUUCGCGAAGCCUCGUCAACAAACGCCAAUGCCGUACAGCCAGCUAUCGAACACUACUUUGACAAGAUUGCCCGGGAGAUCCUCUCAUAUGAGCGAACAAACACAGUCAAUCUCAAGCGCAUUGUGAUCGACCCGCUGGACAAGUUCUACACGGUAGAUAUCAAACAGGCCGAAUCGAAGAAACGAGACUUCGAGGAGGAGAGCAAGGAUUAUUAUGCCUACGUUUCGAGGUAUCUCGGCCAGCGUCACGACUCAGUCAAGGCUAAGAAGCUGGCCGAAAGCGACUCAAAGUACCAGACGAAGCGCCGCAACUUUGAGCUCAAGCGAUUUGACUACUCAAGCUUCAUGCAAGAUUUGCAUGGUGGUAGGAAGGAGCAGGAGGUGCUAUCACACCUUACGAGGUACGCCGAUGCUCAGACGAAGAGUUUCCUAGAGGCGGCAAAGAAGAUCGACACUCUACUACCCCAGCUUGAGGCGCUCUCGAGCGAGGUGCAAGAGGCCGACAAGGAGUAUCAAUACCAGCGGCGUGAACGAGAAGAGAAGAGGAGACUACUCGAGAAGAGCAACCAGACGUACAACGAGCCGGAUCCUGCGCCUGCACCAGGUACCAGCGCCGGUCAAGUCACGAGUUCAAACGGCAACGCAACCGUCUCCGACAGCGAUUUAGGUCGCGCCGACAGCACAGGAUCGCAACUGAAGAUUGGGCUGUCGUCGGGCUCAAAUCCUUCGGUGGCCAUGGCAUCUCCUGAGCUGUCCAGGUCGCCAGGCAGUCUUGGUAACUCUUCGGUUGGGAGUCCUGCCCAAGCGUCAAAAUUCAAGGGCAUCCGUGACUUGGAGGAAAAAGACUACGGACAGCUUUCCAGUGCCAGCAGCAGCGCCCAGCGUAAAGAGGGCUUGUUGUGGUCUCUGAGCAAGGCCGGCAGCAACCACGUCGACCCACGCAACCUGAACAAACAGGGUUGGCACAAAUUCUGGAUAGUCCUCGACCAAGGCAAGCUCUCGGAGUAUAGUAACUGGAAACAGAGGUUGGAUCUACACAACGACCCAAUCGACCUGAGAAUGGCUUCCGUGAGAGAGGCUCGCAAUGCAGAACGGCGGUUCUGCUUCGAAGUCAUUACGCCCCAGUUUAAGCGCGUCUACCAAGCUACAUCUGAAGAGGACAUGAACAGUUGGAUCACGGCCAUCAACAAUGCACUACAGAGUGCAGUUGAGGGUCGCAUCAUGAGAGACAAAUCUACUCCAAGCGACUCAGGCCACAUCAAGAGAGACAUCGGCUCGAUUCUCACCGGCAAGAGCCCUUCCGUCGGACACAACAGCCAUCAUCACACGAAUUCAAACAGCGCACCCGUCCGCCGAAUCACUGUCGGUGCUCGGCCCAGCACGCAUAGGUCUACCAGUUCGACUUACGACGAAAACCCCGACAAGUUGCUGCAACUACUUCGGGAUAACGACCAAGGCAAUUGCUGGUGCGCUGACUGCGGAUCGGGCACAAAGGUCGAGUGGGUUUCGAUCAACCUGGCCAUCAUUCUUUGCAUCGAAUGUAGCGGCAUUCAUCGCUCUCUUGGCACGCAUAUCAGCAAAGUGCGCUCUCUGACCUUGGACAUCAACUCGUUCACCUCUGAUAUUGUCGAGCUUUUGCUUCUUGUUGGGAACAGGGUGUCUAACAUGAUAUGGGAAUCGAGGCUGGAACCCGGAUUGAAGCCGACUCCUCAGGCAACGCGAGAGCAGCGGCUGAGAUUUAUCACAGCCAAGUAUGUCGACAGGGCCUACGUUGAGCCGAUCUCGGCGACGCUCUCACGUUACCCUACUCCUGAAGAUACCCUGCUGGCGGCCAUCAAGAAGAACGAGAUCCAGCAGGUGAUUUACGCACUAGCUUUGCGAGCCAGCCCCAACGUUACAGAUAGAUCUCGCGGAACGCACGCAGUCUUUUUGGCUCUUGCGGCUGCCGAUCCUGCAUCGCCUUCUCCCACUCCAGGGCAACCCCCUGAGACGGACAGAGCCGUGCCGUUCCCGGUGGCAGAGAUGCUCCUUCAGAACGGGGCAGAAAUACCGUCUACGAUGCCGGCUUUCCCACUCAGUCGGAGCGCACAGCUGUACAUUGAAGAGAAACGAGGACGGAAUACAGGGUUCUCGAACGAUGGUGUCGGAUCAUUACCCGGCAACCUUAGUCCAAACGAAAAGCUCCAGCGGGAGCGGGAUGCGCGGCUACAAAAGAGAGUGAGCGCAGGAGGACGUCUGGCUAAGAGCCCGAUUCCGGAAAGGUAG
This is a messenger RNA of Colletotrichum higginsianum IMI 349063, 3408 nucleotides long. Its product is annotated as PH domain-containing protein. The record is from RefSeq and is a predicted model, not a curated record. Gene Ontology annotation, biological process: intra-Golgi vesicle-mediated transport. Bases 1 to 3408 code for a protein of 1135 amino acids. The transcript has 5 exons. Gene Ontology annotation, molecular function: GTPase activator activity; protein binding. Gene Ontology annotation, cellular component: trans-Golgi network; cytoplasm; endosome. NCBI's taxonomy places the organism in Eukaryota, Fungi, Ascomycota, Sordariomycetes, Glomerellales, Glomerellaceae.